AUGUACACGCUCAGUUUCGUUCGCGGCACAUAUCAUGCGCAGACCGAGGAGCGGCUAGGAGAGAUUCUGGAUCUCCCGCGAUAUUUGCACGUUGAGCUGCCAUCGUCGGAGCGCCAGCACGUUUCUAUCGACCGAUGCUCGUCUCGAGGCAGGUACGGUUCCAUCCAGUUGAUGAUCAUGACCGUCAUUGAGGCGCUCAUGAUCGUGGGAUGA
This is a messenger RNA of Heterobasidion irregulare TC 32-1, 213 nucleotides long. RefSeq lists its product as uncharacterized. The record is from RefSeq and is a predicted model, not a curated record. Lineage: Eukaryota; Fungi; Basidiomycota; Agaricomycetes; Russulales; Bondarzewiaceae. The coding region runs from base 1 to 213 and encodes 70 amino acids. The transcript has 2 exons.